GCCCUAGCGGCCGAGCGAGCUAGGCCGUGCCGUUGCCGUGCGGCGGAUCAGUGAGGCCGCUCUAGCGACGAGAAGCACGCUGGCCGAGACGGAAAGAGAACAAUUCUCACAGCAACACGCCCCAGGUGGACACGUCAAUAAUGUUUAGGAUAUCGCUAUCUGCUCGUCCAGUUCUCGGAAUUCAAAAGAAUCCCCUUCGCUUUCGGUCCACUGGAAGUAGCCGGAUCCAGAAUGAUGCGACAGGUUCAACUGCCGAACCUGAUUGGGAAAGUGCAAUACCUUACGCCAAAAUUCCAGGGCCAGAGCCUCUUCCAGUCAUCGGGAAUCUGUUCCGUUUCAUGCCCGGUGGUGAAUUCUUCAACAAAGAUAGCUCUGGUCUCUUUAAAACCUUGUACAAGACGUAUGGACCAGUGGUAAAAUUGACUGGCAUUCUAGGUAAACCAGAUUUCGUCGCAGUAUUUGACGCUGACGCAGUGGCUCAGGUGUUUCGCAGUGAAGGACCCUGGCCACUUCGAUUGGGAGGGGACUCCUUGGAGUACUACUAUCGCAAUUUGAGAAAAGACUUACCCUUGAGCCUUGUUGUCGUUCAGGGGAAGGAAUGGCAAGACUUCCGUACAGCCGUGAAUCAGGUCAUGAUGCAGCCCAGAAACACCAAGCAGUACGUCCUGCCCAUCGACCGAGUCAGCCAGGAGUUCGUGGACAGAAUGAAGGCUAUUCGGAGCGAUACAUUUGAAAUGCCCCCAGAUUUCUUCCAGGAAAUAGUGAAAUGGGCGUUGGAAUCGAUUACGUUUGUUGCCUUGGAUGCCGAACUUGGUUUACUGAGGAACUCGGAACCCAGCUCUGAAGCUAUGAAGAUGCUGGAGGCCGAGCACGCUGUGUUCGAAGGCAUGUACGAGCUCGACGUGGAACCGUCUCCCUGGAAAUACAUUUCAACGCCAGCAUACAGACGAUUCGUCGCAGCCAUGGACUUUGUCAACGGAGUGGCGAUAAGGCACGUGAACUUGGCCAUGGAGCGACUCAAGAACCUACCGCCGAACGACGAGAGGAGCUUGAGUGUUUUGGAAAACCUGCUCCUCCGCACCAAAGACCCUCAAAGAGCUGCGACCAUGGCCAUCGAUAUGUUGCUGGGAGGCAUCGACACUACGGGGACUGUCGUGGCGAUUGCACUGUACCAAUUGGCCACCAACCCAGACAAGCAGCUGAAGCUGCAUGAAGAAUUGGACAGGGUGAUUCCAGAUCCUUCAAAGCCCUUAACCGCGCAACAACUUGAGGACAUGAGGUACUUGCGAUCGUGCAUCAAGGAAUCCAUGAGGGUGAUGCCCAUCCUAAUUGGCAAUGCGCGCACCUCAAUCAAGGACUUGGUCAUUGGAGGAUACCAGGUGCCAAGUGGAACCAUGACGGUUAUGAGCACGCUCGCACUUGCGUCCAACGAGGCCUACUUCCCGCGGGCCGGGGAGUUCCUUCCGGAGCGGUGGCUCCCCGGCGCCGACGACAUCAAGGCCACGCACCCCUUCGCCUUCUUGCCGUUCGGCUUCGGGCCGCGAAUGUGCGUCGGGCGCCGGUUUGCCGACCUGGAGAUCGAGACCGUCUUGGCGAAGGUGUUCCGCAACUUCAGCUUGGAGUGGAAUCGCCCUCCUCCCAAGACAAAGUUCCGCACCUUGUUCAGCUUCAUUGACCCGCUCACUUUCACCGUCAAGGACAGAGCCUGAAUCGACAAAGGAGAAGAACGAAGACAGUAACGCCGAUCCUUGUGAUAUACUUUAACUUUAUUUUAUGUAAUAAAUUUUUGAUACAGUAAAAA
Thrips palmi is the source of this 1801-nucleotide messenger RNA. RefSeq names its product probable cytochrome P450 12a4, mitochondrial. Bases 141 to 1709 code for a protein of 522 amino acids. The record is from RefSeq and is a predicted model, not a curated record. Lineage: Eukaryota; Metazoa; Arthropoda; Insecta; Thysanoptera; Thripidae. The transcript has 13 exons. Gene Ontology annotation, molecular function: iron ion binding; monooxygenase activity; heme binding.